AUGCCCUUUCAACUUUAUUUAUUUUCAUUUUUUCUCAUGGUAUUAAACGUAAAGGUCGUUUAUUCACACGAUGGAUUACAUUAUAGGGAAGUCUUGGACUACGUACGAAAUGACGAUGCCAGUACAGGGGAGACCGAAACAAUAAGCCAAGAAUUUUCCAGGAUACAGAAAAACUAUGCAAGAUUGCAUGCUGAAAAAUACAAGGAUUAUAAAGAGAUGGACACCAAAACAAAACAACAUUUUCUGAAAUUGAUACCCAAUAUGAGUGAUAAAUGGAAGGAACAAGCCGCUGUAAAAGAAAACCUGGAUUAUUUCGUAGAGCUCAUGCAGUCAAUAAAAAAUCCAAGUGUAUUUCCAGAAUUUAAGGAAUUGCAGGACAAAAUCAAGGUGCUAAAUGCAAAAUCACAUAGUGAUAACAAAUAA
Messenger RNA from Spodoptera littoralis (African cotton leafworm), 423 nucleotides. Lineage: Eukaryota; Metazoa; Arthropoda; Insecta; Lepidoptera; Noctuidae. The record is from the annotation of a GenBank genome assembly.